Symbiodinium necroappetens is the source of this 1206-nucleotide messenger RNA. The record is from the annotation of a GenBank genome assembly. Lineage: Eukaryota; Dinophyceae; Suessiales; Symbiodiniaceae.
AUGUUUGUCAAGAUGCCGCAUGAGUUCACUGGCAAGAACGAGCGGUUCAAGAUCUCGGUUACUAUCAAUGGCGACUGGGCUGAGACGAUGUUUUACAACAUGCUUUCCGGCAAGCUGCCAGUAAAGACUCCUCGUAUCUUCUUCGCGGACAUGAACCGCCGGACAACGAACUUUAUUUGGGUCAUGGAGAGAAUACCGUAUGGCAGUGACUCGAAGAAGUCCUACGGUCCGGACGAAAUUCUCCCCCCAGCAGGAAAGUACCGGGACUGGAUGCUGAAGGAUGCAUGUGAGAUGUACUAUGCCCACAGCCGGGCUUUGGCGCGAUUCUUUGGCUGGUUCUACCACACCAACCAGACUACCAGUCAAGUUGCGGAGUGUUUCGCACAGCCAGAGGCGCUGAAGACUAUGCAUGAGAUUUUCGCCAACGUGCGGCCACUGAAUCAAAAAGCAAGGGAUGCCUUCUAUGUCAAGUGUUUGGCUGACCCGAAGAUGGCGCCCGUUGUGGCUAGUCUGGGACUGGCGCCUGCGGCAGCCGAGUCCUUCCUAGCCAUGGCUGAGUCCUUCAUCAGGAACGUUGCGACGCACUGCUUCCCGAAGAAGCUGGUAGAGGAAGCCACGUUGAAGCGGGCUCUCAAUGAGGCGAAAGAGAUAGCAAAAUACUCGCAGGAGAUCGCCUUCUACAUGCAGAUGAUCCCGGAGUACUACACUUUGGCCCAUCCCAAUGCGCAGAUCGACAAUGCCAUUUUCUGGAGAGAUGGCAACGGCAUCAUGGAGUGUGGCCUCAUAGAUUGGGGUGGCGCGAUGGUGGGAAUGCCGAUUCCAACCAUCCUCGCCGGCAGCUGGCUCGGUGCGGAACCCGACUUCAUGGACGAGCACGAGCAAAAACUGGUGAAGUGCUUCGCCAACGAGUACAAGGAGGUAACAGGCGUGAAUUUGGAUCCAGACCUCCUCUACAUGGACUACAAGCUUUCUCAGGCCUACUCCCUGCCGGGUGUCUGCGCGAACGUGCAGUGGUGCACGAGGUUGGCAACGAGAGAACAAUGGAAAGGCAUCAAGGACCGCUUCGACAAGCAGAUCGACGAUGUCUUCCUGAUGCGGUGCUACUACGUCCAAAUCGAGUUUGUGCUGGCCCUGCUCCGUUCAAGAAGUCCAUACCCGCUCUUCCUCGAGUUCAUGAAGCGCACCGGCAUGAAGAAGAAGUCCUAG